UGAAGGUAAGAUCAGUUGCUCUGCAGGCCUACAAUUUUCCAUCCGGGCUCGUGGCCUCGGAGAUCUUCCAGACCUACUUGCUUGCAACCUGUUCUCCGGAUGUCCUUUUUUCCAGUCAAGCCUUCUCCUUUUCUCAAUCUCUACCUCUUGAACCCCAGCGCGCAUCAGCUCUCUCAUUUGCAUUUGUUCAGUUGUGACGAGAAGUGUUUCGGAACGCCUUCCAGAACAAGGACACUGGAUGAUAAAAGAGGUGCACGGAGGAUGGCGCUUUUCUUUUUAGUUGUGUUCGUCAGGAGUAGUUUGCUCACUGGACGGUCAAUCAUCAAGGUAUGAACAGACAGGCACUUCGGACAUCACGACAGCAGCAGUGUUACCAUGGAGACUGGCAAGCAAGAGAUAAAGCAAGCACAGAAAGAGAAGACUGCUUACAAGCGCUCCGUGCCUGGGGUAUCAGUGCAGGCUAUCCUGGGGUCUUCUGCAGGCCAACAGGAGCCGGCCAAGCUCUGUCUUCCCAUGCCAUCAGUCUACUCCAAGGAGACACUUCCUUUCCUAACACUCCAUAUUGUUGGAGGACUACAGUCCCAGCCGGGAUUGAGUCUGGCAGCCGCUGCUCCGAUAGCCAAGCCAAAGUCAUCAGGGAAGAACGUGUGUCCUCACUGUGGACGUGACUGCAUGAAGCCUAGCGUCCUGGAGAAGCAUCUCCGCUGUCACACGGGCGAGCGGCCUUUCCCCUGCACCGUUUGUGGGGUUUCCUUCAAGACUCAGAGCAACCUUUACAAGCAUAAGCGCACUCAAGUUCAUGCCCGCCUUUCAUAUGAGUCAGAGCAAAGCAGCGUGGGCAGUCUGGAGGGUAUAUCCAGGGAUUCCUUGACCCCUGGUUCAUCUGUGGAUGAGUGCCCAGAGGAAUCGCUAAGACUGCAGCAGGAGGCCAAUAAUGUUGCUGAGAUCACCUGCCCUGUCGAAAAACACAAUGACUUUCCUGAUGAAUACCAUAAAACAGAAACAAAAUUAGAAGCAGGAGGAACAAAAGACAGGGAAAAACAUGGCACUGAGCAAGAACAACCUCUGCUGAACUAUAAUCGACACGUUCCUCUUCAGAGACAAGAGGCAACAAUGUUCUCCAAGCAGUGGAAGAACUCGGGAUGCAAAGUGAAAUCAAAGAGCCAUGACAGCAUUGACUCAGGCUUCAGCGAGGGCAAUGAUCGGUGCUCCACUCCAGCUGGCGUGAUGCCUGACCACCGUCUAGAAACCUUUGAAAGGAGUGGCACAGACCACUCUGAGGAACACAUCAACACAGCAGGGGGGCCAGCUGAAUCUGUGCGGCAGAAAGAACAGCAGGCACUGGAAGAGCGAAUAUCCAAACUGAUUUCACAAAAUACAUCGGUUGUGGAGGACAAGCUCCUGGAAAAUGUGAGGCCUCGUAAGACGGGUCUGUCGAAGCAGGGUAGCAUCGACCUGCCCAUGCCAUACACAUUUAAGGACUCCUUUCACUUUGACAUGAAGAUCAACAAGGCUUUGAAAGUGGGAUUACAAAGAAACAAAAAUGCUGGGUUUUAUCGCUCAGCACCAACCCAGUACUCCACAACUAUGGAGCAUGCCCCCUUAGUCCGAAGCAAUUCCCUCCAAUUCAGUGUUACUCCCCAACAGCCCGAGAAGAUCUGCUCAAAUGUUUCCUUUCAGAGUGAUUUCACGACACCUGCGCAGAGAGGACGCUCUGCGCCUGGCAAUCAGCAGUCAUCUGCUCAUCACCCACUGGUUCGCCAAGCCGCUAUAGACUGCAUCACCGCCACUGAAACUUGUGUCACAAACUCAUCUGUGGAGGAGGCAUCUUCUGCUAGUCUCAGCUUUGAUGGGGAUGACUGCGACAUUCACGGAGAGCAGAAAAAAAGAAAAUUCCAGAGAAAGAAAUCACAGAAGUUUGCUUACAACAAAUGGUACAUGUACAGGGGUGGGUCAUUCAAAAAGCUCUAUAGUCCUGAGAAAGCUGAAGAUGGGGGUGUUGGUAAAAGCAGGAAGAUGUCCUCAUCAAUUCAAGAGCAAAGUAUAUUGUCAUUCAUUACCAAAGAAGCAGAUAAGCAGGUACAUGUUGCAAAAGGCAAUACACAACUUUGUUAUUCAGAUUCUUCUCUUGCAAAGAACAUCCAUUCAGGUGUUAGUCUACAAACAGACAAUUUAAAAUCUACACUUAGGAGAAAUCUCUCUUUGUCGUCGUCUCCAUUGCUCGCGACUGGAUCACUUUAUAUGCAUACAAUGGACAACACUGAAAGAGGAGUAGACGAGAAACACAUGUGUGGGGAAUCUGACAGAAAAAAGCAGAGAACUGAGGAAAAAGUACUUUGCUCUGUGGGAAUGGAAACUGACCGACACACCUCGACUAAAACCCUUCAACUGAUCACUGAUGCUGUGCCUGAACAAACUGCAAAUUUCAGUUAUGUCAACGAACCAACAAAUCCAAUACAAGCGCAAGUGAAAAGAGAUGUCUUUUCUACGGCCACAGUGACUGAAGCACCGUCCCGUUCCUCUGCCAAGAACACCUUUCUUCCAAAAUACCAGCUCAAAUUACCAAACAGCGCAGAGCCCAACUCAACUCCGGUUGCUGGUACUGAGCCUUUAACUAUGCCGAAUAAAACCACCUCUGACCCACAAAGUGUUGCCACAAAAGUAAACCAGACAACUACUGUUGCGGUCAAAGCCUUUUCACAAGGCAACCCUACUCUUUUGUCAUACACACAUGCUUCAGGGACGUCCAGUCAGUUGAUUAUGGUAAACAGAUCGGAUACCACAACUUCAAGCACCACAACCACGCCAUGUAACAUUGUGUCACUUGAUUCAGAACAGCCGACAGGUCAGAACGUGUUUCAUGUUCACACAGCGGACCUCCAAAUAUGUCUACAAAUAAUAUCUGAUGAACAGCUGGCUCUAAUUGAACCACAGAUUGAGCAUAAACAGGGCAACACCUUCUGUCAGAGACAAGUUAUGGACAAAAUGGCUUCAGGGGUAAUCCAGAUAAAUUCCCAGCACCGUGUCUCCAGUGCCGAUGAGGGAGGGCAUCUUGUGCAGUCUACAUGUCCAAAGGGGUUUGAUCAAAAUCAGUCCUUAUCAAUGCCUCACUUGGAGAAGGGAAACCCUAUCCAUUUAGACGAGAUACGGACAGAACACAGUGUUAAUUCACUAGCUACGGAUUUAGCUGAAAUAGAUGCUCGAGAAGAUAGUCUGGUCGAGACAACCACAGAGGCUGUGAGCAGCGCAGACACCAUGUCAACAGCUAUUUCACCCAGAAAUGUAAAUCCAGAAGGGGGCCAACACUGGACAUUUCCUUCCUCAAGCACAGCAAGUCAGAGCUCUGUGAGAAGUGGAUUGUUCAAAGAAUGUCAUGCAAGCAUCGCAAAUACAAUAGAAACCAAGAGGGAACCUUGUGCACAAGCACAAGUGGAGCUCAUGCAGUCCACUAAUGUCGCACUUUCCAUGGAUCUAUCUCAAAUCUUUAAAGAAGCAGACAGACAAGUAUCAGUCUACACUAACUCAGGGGAAUUACCAUCACCACAGAUUCUAGCUUCAUUUAAACGUGCACACUCUGAAAGUGAUGGGGUGGGACAACAUGACGGUCCUUACCAGACACAAGGACAGACACCCUCACUGGACGGAAGAAGCACUGCGCAGUCAUUAACUAUCCAGGACAAAAGUAUCACACCCGUUACAGAUGUGCCUGCAAGUAUUCAGAGCCCGAUUGCAGGGCACGUGAGGGGAAGCAACAUGGAGGUCUGUCCAUCCCAGACGAAACAUCUGACACGUGAGCGAGACACCUCUGAAGGACCGGAGAGCGCAGGCUGGAGAAGAUUUGACAGCGCAGACGCAAACCACCGAUAUGUGGACAUGUCAGGGGGUGACACAGGAGACAGAAGAGGACAGAAGAAGAUGGAAGUCGAAACAUUGCCUGCAAGACGGUGGAGGACAGCUGUGUCUAAUUGCAGACACACAGAAGAUACUGUCAAUAAGGAACGAGAGGCAGCGGUCAAGGUGGAGUCCGAGCUUGCAGAGCAGCACGGUGGAAUCUCUGGACAAGAGCUUCAGCGAGCUACAAACACGGCUAACAAUGCUGAUUUCCAUGGGAACUUUCAUGUCAAGCUUUCGGAUUUUCCACAGCGAACAUUAGAAAUGCACAGCGAUUCUUUGUCGGAGCAACCAAACCUGCAAGAAAUGCAUUCAAGUCUGAUCGUGUCUGUCGAAUCGACACAAUCUUUGGUACAAAGUGAGGCCAAUGCCAGGCUAACGCAGACAUUACAAGACCAGAACGCAACCACGUCCGCUGAAAAGCCAAGCCCUAAUGUGGACGAUAACGCGGCGUCUUGUUUUUUUGUCAAAUCUGAAUUGCAAACUUCUCCACAGACACCAAAUCCCUCGACUGUUGCCAAAACCCAGCAGUCCACAGACAUCGGCCACGUUUGUCUAUGUGGUGACGUCAGUCCACGCCAUGCUAUGACAGGAGAAAAUAACCUUUUAGAAGGUACAAGUGUGAACCAAACUAAGACGUUACUGCGACCAAGAACUGAUGACCAAGACCAAGCUGCACCUGAAAGCUCGUUUCAGAGCAUCCACUCUCACGGAGACGCCGGCCAACGCCACACGGUCUUUUUGGUGGAUCCAGCGACCGAAUGCUGGUCCGGGGGAGCAAGACCUUUGCCGAGCUGCCAGGAGUACACAGAAGACACCAGCAGCAGUGACGAUGAAGGCAAGCUCAUCAUCGAGCUUUAAUCCGCAACGUCAACACCAACAUAUAGCAAAGGUGCAUGUCUUUGGAAGUGGGAGGAAGCCGGAGUACCCAGAGGGAACCCACGCAGUCACGGGGAGGACAUGCAAACUCC
Messenger RNA from Nerophis lumbriciformis (worm pipefish), 4862 nucleotides. It is a transcript of the gene znf831, whose product is annotated as zinc finger protein 831. Lineage: Eukaryota; Metazoa; Chordata; Actinopteri; Syngnathiformes; Syngnathidae. The record is from RefSeq and is a predicted model, not a curated record.